AUGGCGGAGCUCAAUUUUUCAACAGCACCCACACCAGAUCCUCCUCAAGCAGCCUUCGACCAACACCUUCCACUAAGCAGCACUAUUCAACAAGAUUUCUCACGCGCUUCAUAUUUUUCAAUUGAUUUUUAUAAAAAAUACUUCGAUGUAUCCACAGAAGAGAUAACUAAAAAGGUAAAAAUGGCUGUGAAUCCAACAGAUAAGAAGUUUUUAACAAAUCAAAAUCAACCAGAAUUAUAUGGAUCAAUUUGGUCAACAAUAACUUCAUUGUUUGUAUCAAUGAUCUUUGGUAAUCUUUCAUCCAUGAUGAGUGGCAAAUAUUGGGAAGGAAAUAUCAGCUCUAUGAUCACUGCUUCGUUUUUCUGCUUCUUUUACAUCAUAAUUUCGCCAAUAUUGUACAAAUUCUUGGCUAAGCAUGACGAAUUCCCAUCUUAUAUUGCGCUUGUUUCACUAUUAGGUUACUCUACAUUGUAUUUUAUUCCAAUUUCGUUUGGUCGCUUUCUUGUUGGAAGAAAAAUCAAUAUAUUAAUAUCUAUUGCAGGUGGUGCUGCCAUGGCAUACUCAAUUUUUGUGAAAUUGGUUGCGUUUUACAGUGAUGAUACUUCUAAGACGAAAACGAUGAUUGCCAAUCUCGCAAUUGCAGGCAUUACUUUCCUUGUUCUUGUAUUUAUUCAAUAUUUAGCUUUCAAAUAA
Messenger RNA from Trichomonas vaginalis G3, 693 nucleotides. RefSeq names its product Rab GTPase binding. Gene Ontology annotation, cellular component: Golgi apparatus. Gene Ontology annotation, biological process: vesicle-mediated transport. Lineage: Eukaryota; Parabasalia; Trichomonadida; Trichomonadidae. The transcript has a single exon. Gene Ontology annotation, molecular function: small GTPase binding. Bases 1 to 693 code for a protein of 230 amino acids. The record is from RefSeq and is a predicted model, not a curated record.